Molecule: messenger RNA, 3021 nt
Organism: Bombina bombina (fire-bellied toad)
Lineage: Eukaryota; Metazoa; Chordata; Amphibia; Anura; Bombinatoridae
Exons: 10
Coding region: 23-2101 (692 amino acids)
Source: RefSeq, a predicted model, not a curated record
GUUAGAGCAAAAGACAGAGAAAAUGUGUCCUGUGGGUAUCGUCCUUCUGUCUGUCCUUCUGACCCUCGUCACUGGUUACUCUCCUGUGAGUGAAGUGAUUGCUGAACCAGGAGCUGAUGUUGUGCUGCCCCUAGAGGUGACACUGACCAGGAAUAAACCGCUAUGUGAUGGCUAUGACUGGAGACAAAAUAGUAAUCCAUUAGUGAGAGAGAGAAACUGUAACCUGACUUAUUAUAAUAAAGACCUCAACAGACCCCUGACCUAUAACGUCACUCAAAAUGCAAGUCUGGUGUUAAACAGUGUGACCAGAGAGCAUGCUGGGUAUUAUACUGUACAAGUGUUUAAUUAUAAUGGGAAAGAAACAUAUUUCAAAACUUUUAUACUUUAUGUACAAGGUUACUCUACCGACAGCUUAUUGUUUGCUGCAACAGGAGCUGAUGUUGUGCUGCCCCUAGAGGUGACACUGACCAGGAAUAAACCGCUAUGUGAUGGCUAUGAAUGGAGACAAAAUAGUAAUCGAUUAGUGAGAGAGAGAAACUGUAACCUGACUUAUUAUAAUAAAGACCUCAACAGACCCCUGACCUAUAACGUCACUCAAAAUGCAAGUCUGGUGUUAAACAGUGUGACCAGAGAGCAUGCUGGGAUAUAUUAUGUACAAGUGCAUUACUUUAAUGGAUCAUCUAAAUAUAACAACACUAUUGUACUUUAUGUGCAAGACCCUGUGUCAGUCCCUGACAUGAAUAUCACUUGUGACACUAAUGGAAGUGUUGUGAUUCGCUGUGAGGUGCAGAAUGGUACAAACCUUUUAUAUAACUGGGCAUUAAAUGGAGACACCGUGCAGGGGAAUAACAGAUCUCAGUGGAGUGUGAGUGGGAAUCAUUUAUUCCUGUUGUCCCCCGGCCCAUGGAACAUCAGCUGCUCAGUGAGGAACAGAGUCAGCGAGAGACACAGUAAUCUGACUACUGUUAUGUGCCCAGAUCCUCUAUCAGAGCCUGUGCUAAAUGUUACCUGCAAUAAGAAGAAUGGCAGCGCAGUGAUUGUUUGUAGUGUGGAGAAGGGGACGGAUCCUAAGUUCUCCUUGGUUUGGAACGGUCUCUCAAAUAACAGCGGUGUAAUAUCUAUUCCUGCACCGGUCAAUGGAAAUGUCACCUGCACUGUGCAAAACAAGCUUGGUACAAAACACACCCAGAAGUCUGCAUUUUGUCCAGUGCCAGUGGGUAAACCGGAUCUCAAAAUCUCAUGCCUUAAGGAAGGCCGCGCCUUAAUUACCUGUAAUGUAAGUAAAGGAACAGAUCCUGAAUAUUCCUGGAUUAUAAAUGGAAGAAAAACACUUGAAGAUACUGACAGCCGAUGGAACGUGAGUGGGAAUAAGGCUGAAGUUUCAUUACCAUUUCCCGGGAAUAUCAGCUGUUUUGUGAAUAACAGCAUACAUAGAGAGGAAAACCACAUGGUCGGUGUGCAGUGCCCAGAUCCUCUGUCAGUCCCUUAUCUGAACAUAACGUGUAAUCCGGAUGGCAGCGCCGUGAUCCUCUGUAUUGUAGAGAGAGGGACAAAUGAAACAUAUACAUGGAAAUUAGAUGGGACAAUCCAAGAGUCAAGUUGGAAUUUGUUAAAUAUCGGCUACUCCCCCUACUCACAGAACGUCAGCUGUACGGUGACAAACACCGUCAGUGAAAAUCACAGUAAUGUGAGCAACGUGUCGUGCCCAGAUCCUCUCUCUGUCCCUGACAUGAAUGUCACAUGUCACCCCAAUGGAAGUGCUGUUAUUCUCUGCGAGGUACAGAAGGGGACAGACGUGACAUAUAACUGGGCAGUAAAUGGAGAUGCUCUGAUAAUGAAUUCCACCUGGCAUGUGAGUGGGAAACAAUUAUUUAUCUCCUCCCGCGGCUCAUGGAACAUCAGCUGCUUAGUGAAGAGCGGAGUCAGCCAGCAGGAAGGAAAACCCACCUAUGUAAACUGCCCAGGAAAAGAGUGUCUCCAAAUGUCCUGUCUGAUGAAGUCCAUCAUCGGUGGUAUCGUGGGACUGAUUGUUACCACCGUGCCACUGAUUCUAGGCUGUUGGUACACCAUGCCCAAACCUGCAAGGAAAACCAAGAACUGAGUCACAUUUAUCCCGGCAACGAGGAGCAUGCACAGCACUAGUACAUAACAUCCUCCUCACAGGAAUCUGACUCCUCACUGAUUGUGACCAGAUGUGUAAUAUGUGUCACACUUGUCUUGUGCUUUAUUGUUCUGCUUCUCAGUUUAUAGCAAUAGUUUCAAAUGUGACCUAAAAUGCAAAUUGAGUAACAAAUAUGUACCAAACGUACAAAGGCAGUGUUGUAACAAAACCAGUAUUGUAUAUACCAGUUAUGUGUACUGUCUUAAAAAGGAGGCAGUAAAAUAUUAUGGCCCAGAUGACAAGUAGAGUGCAAAAUAUUGCUUUCAUGAAAGGAGGUAAGUAGCGCAGCAAGGGCAACAUGUUUAAAUAUAAAUGUAUAUGAUCAUAUAAUAUAUAUCUAUAUACACACAUUAACACAUAAAUAUACUGUAUAUGUAUAAGAGCAUAUAUAUUAACUGGGAACAAACAGUGCUCAUAGACCGCAAUGUAAAGGUUCGUCCCACCAACUUUACCCCCAAAAUACUGCCUAGUGCAGUUAUUUUAUUAAAAAAAUAAAGAUGCUGCUGUUUUCAUUUUUUAAUUAGCUACACUAGACAAUAUUUUGAGACACAUUUAUAAAAUUAACCAGAGAUCUGAUCUCUCGUUAAUUUUAUAAGCUCUACAAAGUUUGCUGUAGCAAUAACCCGCCACUUGUAAUGGCUGAUUAAUUAUUCCGUGCCGGCAAAUGGGCAACUUUGCCUGUUUGUGUGCGCGCAAUAAUUUAGCGCUCCACUUGUAAUCUAGGCAUUUUUACACUUUGAUCAUUGCAAUAUUUUUUCCCCUGUUAUGUUUCAUGUAAUACAUUAAUGUAAAUGGAAGAAAACAUGUUUGUCCUGCAGUUUCCUUGCCUUGUAAUCUUUAUUAAAAUACUAUACUAGGAA